GACACCCGUCACAAUCAAAAUCUCGAAAGUAAUAUCCAUCCUGAAGGAAAGAAAAUUUGGAACAGCAGAAAGAAUGGAAGAGAUGAAACAAAUAUUAUCAAACAAAAUCGAUAUAUCACAAAUUAAACCUGGCGAUCACAUCUAUUCUUGGCGUACCGCUUGGCUCUACGCCCAUCACGGAAUAUAUGCUGGCGAUGAUAAGGUGAUCCAUUUCACUCGGGGUGGGGGUCAAGAGAUUGGUACAGGAACAGUGUUAGACCGUAUUAUUUUUAGCACAUCGCCCUCUAAUUCCGGAGAUCCUUGCUUGAAAUGCGGUGAUCAGUCAAAUUCUGAUGGUGUCAUUGCUUCAUGUUUAAACUGUUUUCUGUCUGGCGGCGAUCUUUAUCUAUUCAAAUAUUCAGUCUCUCCAGCCAUCUUUCUUGCCAAAGCUCGAGGCGGAACAUGCACUCUUGCUCUUUCUGACCCUCCUGAGGAUGUUCUUCAUCGUGCUCAAUUUCUCCUUGAAAAAGGCUUUGGAGUAUACAAUAUUUUCAAGAACAAUUGUGAGGAUUUCGCAAUCUACUGUAAGACAGGCUUGCUCGUGUUCACAACUAUUAGUGUUGGUCGAAGUGGGCAGGCGGCAACCUUUUUAGCUGCUACUAGUGCUAUUAUUUCAUCUCCACUUCGUUUUUUGACCGCUAGUGUUCCAGGCUUGGCAGUUGUGGGAUGUGGUAUAUAUUGUAUAAGCAGGCUUGUUUCUGACAUGGGAAUUCGUCGUGAUGUUAUUAAAAUCUCAGUUGAGAGACUUGUUGGUAGCACAACAUUAAGUGAAUCUCAAGCUCUGGAACCUGAAGCUUUGAUUGAAUCGGCCAUGGAGCCUGAAGCUUGUGUCAAGAAACCUGAAGAAACUCAAGCUUUGAUUCCCAAAGACACCCAAGUUCCAGUUGAGCGGCUGGAGGAGUCUCAAGCCUUGGUUGAGGAGCCCAAGGCGGAUCAAGCUCUUGUUGCCACUGGUAAGGGAGAAUGAUAGCGUGGGAUAAAAGUUGCGUCAUGCAAAUGGAAAGACAGCCAUUAGUAUCAUGAUGACUACUAUCGUUGUAAUGAUUUGUUGUCAUUUACUUGCCGAUCUUUAAAAACAAAGGGCACUAUAUUUUCAGACUAGGACUGUUGAUUGAAAACCGCCAUUAGGCAUGUUUGUAAUAUUAGUUGGUAAUGUAAAGCUACUCUUGAUGACAUUAUUACCUUGUAUGGGAGUGCUAGUUUGAUUUUGUAUAA
Molecule: messenger RNA, 1254 nt
Organism: Erigeron canadensis
Lineage: Eukaryota; Viridiplantae; Streptophyta; Magnoliopsida; Asterales; Asteraceae
Product: protein LEAD-SENSITIVE 1-like
Exons: 2
Coding region: 74-1006 (310 amino acids)
Source: RefSeq, a predicted model, not a curated record